Messenger RNA from Cylicocyclus nassatus, 428 nucleotides. Lineage: Eukaryota; Metazoa; Nematoda; Chromadorea; Rhabditida; Strongylidae. The record is from the annotation of a GenBank genome assembly.
UCUAGUUUUGUUUGCAUCCUGACCGGCAGACUGCCACACCGCUCUCAGAUCCUCCACUGCUCAGAUCUAACUGCUUCAGAGAAUCCAAAGCGAUCAGAAGAAUAAUCAGCUGUGGUUGCGGUUAUGAGCCGUCCAUUCUGCCCUUGGGGCACAUUGAAGUGUCCAAACGAUACGAUUUUAAAAAUGGAAUGUUCUCCGAUGAUUUGUAUAUGGGGCCUCGAGUGUUGCGGUCCCUUGAAUGAAAUGUGUUGUGGAUAUAUCAGUGGUGCUGGAUAUCUGGCUAUCUGCAUAACAGUGACAUUUGUGGCAAUUGUGAUCAUCUGCAUAUGCUGCUGUUGAAAAUCAAAAUUAUUUCGGCAAAUCACUUAUCAAAGCAAUUUGUGUACAAGUGUUCGCCUUCGUAUUAAUGCAGUAAACCUUAUCUUGAA